This is a messenger RNA of Chilo suppressalis (striped riceborer), 765 nucleotides long. The record is from the annotation of a GenBank genome assembly. Lineage: Eukaryota; Metazoa; Arthropoda; Insecta; Lepidoptera; Crambidae.
AGCUCGUCUAGCAAAGAGAACUACGGAGCCAACGCCGAUAGCACCCAGCCAGCCGUCCCGCCGCUCAGGAUGCCGCCCCCCACAGCCGGCGGCAUCAACGAGCCUCAGGAGUGUCCAUACUGCCGACGGACCUUCUCUUGUUACUAUUCCCUGAAGCGACACUUCCAAGACAAGCACGAGCAGUCGGACACGCUGUACGUUUGCGAGUUCUGCCAUCGCCGCUACCGCACCAAGAACUCGCUGACGACGCACAAGAGCCUGCAGCAUCGCGGCUCCAGCGGCAUGCUGAAGCGGCUGCUGAAGACGUCGGCGCUGCACUCGGCGCUGGCGCCGGCGCCGCACCUGUUCGACCUGCCGCAUGAGCCGCAACUGCCGCCCGGCCUGCAAUGACCUCAGCCCACGGCCUGAACGCUCCCCGCACCCAGCGCCCGCGACCCGCACUGUGCAAUACGGACGAUGCCAAAACACGCCGCAUUCUAAUCGUAUUAAUAAUUAUAUAGAAAAAUAUUUCACAUUAGGUUUAAUUACUUACAGUAUUGACGUAGCGUCGCAGCCUCCGCGGCUUUUAGGGACGUCCACCGUGUUCAAUGAGACAAUGUAACCAGAGCAAUACUAAAGUAUAUGUGUCUAGUACUGCCAAAUUUUAAUGCCAACUGUAUUCUAAAGGUGAAAAACAUUUAUAGGAAAAUGAAUAAUGAAUACAUCUUUCUCGAUGAAUGUUUAGUGUCAAAUUAGCAUCGGUAACUGUACAAAAUGAGAACGUAC